AUGGACCUGGUGGAUGCUGAGGACCGCUCGUCUCCUCUCUCCUUCCCAAUUGGCCUCAGCAGGGCUCGCCGCAAAAAUCACAUGUUUGGUGCCUACGAGGAGGCCCUUUCCGUCGGCAUCCGCUAUCUGCGCCAGGCGCCUACGAGUCAACAAUAUCCUGCUCAUUCCCUCCCUCCCAUCCUCGUCUCCGCCAUCACUGAAUACGACGUCUUGAGAGAAAUGCUUGUUCUCCAGGGCGGCUUCGUGUAG
Messenger RNA from Spirometra erinaceieuropaei, 249 nucleotides. NCBI's taxonomy places the organism in Eukaryota, Metazoa, Platyhelminthes, Cestoda, Diphyllobothriidea, Diphyllobothriidae. The record is from the annotation of a GenBank genome assembly.